AACAUGGGAAAUAUUAUUGAAUCUUGUAAAAAAGAUUUAGAAAAUGGUAUUGCUAAUAAAGCCGAAGUAAACGAGAUUAUUGACAAAGCUAAUCAAAAAGCAAUAGAAGAAAAGAAAAGCACACUAUAUAAAUUUAAUUAAUAAAAUAAAUAAGAUAAUUAUUAAAAUUAAGAAAACAAUUAGUCUAUAUAAGAUAGUGAAUAUUCAUAUAGCCAAUAUUCUUAAUAUUAAGAAAAUUAAUAAGAUGCAAAAAAUAUAUACUAUUCUCAAACAUUUAGUCUUAAUUUAUAAAAUAAUAAUGAUAAAUAUUUUAGUUAAAAUGAUAAUCUUUAUUAUUAAAAUAAUUAUAAGUGCCAAAAAUUAGAAAAACUAGAAUAGUAGAAAAUUAGAUGGAACAAAGGAGAAAUCAAUGAUAUUUUUCUUGGAUCUGGCUCCUUUGGAUAAGUGUUUUAGGCUAUGAACUAAGAUACUGGAGAAAUAAUGGCUGUAAAAGAAAUAAGCUUUAAUGAAAAUAAUAUAUAGGACAAAAUAGAUAAAAUAAAUCAAAUUAAAUGCGAAAUAGAGAAUUUGAAAAAGCUUAGGCAUUAAAAUAUAGUUAGAUAUUUAGGUGUAAAUGAAAAAGAUAAUUAAAUAUGUAUAUUUUUAGAAUAUGUACCAGGCGGUUCAAUAUCCCAAUUAUUAUGUAAAUACGGUAAAUUUAAUGAAACAUUAAUUCGAAAAUUUACCGAAUAAAUACUUUUUGGAUUAGAAUAUUUACAUGUACAUGAAAUAAUACAUAGAGAUAUAAAAGGAGCUAAUGUACUUGUAGAUGAAAAUGGGAUUUGUAAAUUAGCAGAUUUUGGAAGUGCAAAGAAAAUAAUAGAAGAAAAAACUUAUAAUAAUUCUAUUCGAGGUACUCCAUAUUGGAUGGCUCCAGAAACAAUUAAACAAUAAGGAUCAGGACGAUUUGCAGAUAUAUGGAGUUUAGGAUGUACUAUAAUAGAAAUGGCAACAUAGAAGCCUCCAUGGAAUGAAAAAUCACCAUAUUAAGCAAUGUUUUGUAUAGCCAGUUCUAAAGAUCCUCCGGAAAUUCCUGCUUUUUUAUCAGAUGAUUGCAAAGAUUUUAUUUAAAAGUGUUUAAAAAUAAACCCUUUGGAACGAUAUAAUGUACGCUAAUUAUUAAACCAUUAAUUUAUAACAUAUAGAUAAAAAAGUUCUAGUGUAUCAAAAACAAAUUAAUAAAAUUAUAUAAAAGAGGAAAAUUUAUCACUAACUAAUUCCAAUAAAACCAUACAAAUAAUGAACCCAUAAAUAAUUCAAUUAAAUAUAAAUUCUUUAUCAAAGAAAAAUGAGUUCAAAAAUGAUUAAAAAAAUAAAUGGGUUAAAUUAGGGUCUAAAAGUGAAAUACCAGAAGAAUAAAAAUAAUAAACUUCGAAUGAAUAGCAAUUGAAAAAAAGCCUAGUUUAAAACUAAAAAUAUAAUGAGGCAAUUUAAAGGCUAAAAUUAAAAAAUAAGGCCAAAUUAGAUAAUGAAAUACAAAGUAACUAAAGCUAAAAUCAACAUAGCAAAAAUAAUAGCCUUAAUAAUAAAUACUAAAAUGAAUAAUAAACUGAUAAAAAUUAAGAUAAUGAAUGUCAAAUCAAAUUAUAAAGUAGUGAUAGUGAAAGCGAAGAUGGAGGAAUUAUCGAAAAUAUUGAUGAAGGUUAAAAUUAGAAAAGCUGUCCUUAAAAAAAAGUUUGA
Molecule: messenger RNA, 1719 nt
Organism: Ichthyophthirius multifiliis
Lineage: Eukaryota; Ciliophora; Oligohymenophorea; Hymenostomatida
Exons: 7
Biological process (GO): protein phosphorylation
Molecular function (GO): ATP binding; protein kinase activity
Source: RefSeq, a predicted model, not a curated record